This is a messenger RNA of Aspergillus luchuensis, 360 nucleotides long. RefSeq lists its product as uncharacterized. The record is from RefSeq and is a predicted model, not a curated record. Lineage: Eukaryota; Fungi; Ascomycota; Eurotiomycetes; Eurotiales; Aspergillaceae. The transcript has a single exon. The coding region runs from base 1 to 360 and encodes 119 amino acids.
AUGUCGAAGGCACUCAAAGAGUUUAAGAAUAUGAUGGUCCGGGAGGGCCAGGUGAGCAAGUUAUGGAAGACCCAUUCACCUGGAGCUCGCAUUGCGCCUCCUAAGAGCGGUAACAAAGAUAAGAAAUGGCAACUGCGCUUGGACGCGGGAGAAGUGAAGGAUGGUAAGAAAAGGGUCUACGUUCAAGUCAACUCAGAGGCCACCAACGAGUCACUCCAAAAGUGGAGGAAAAAGAACUCCAGCCACGGGAAUCUUGCUUUCGUGGACAUCAAUGUCAAUGAACCGAAAGAAAGGAUGUCAACCGCUUUUGAUGAGAUAUGGGAAGACGUCGAGAAGCAGGCGAAGGAUAACCUGGGUUGA